Aspergillus terreus NIH2624 is the source of this 1095-nucleotide messenger RNA. RefSeq names its product glycoside hydrolase family 16 protein. The coding region runs from base 1 to 1095 and encodes 364 amino acids. Gene Ontology annotation, cellular component: fungal-type cell wall. Gene Ontology annotation, molecular function: hydrolase activity, hydrolyzing O-glycosyl compounds; glycosyltransferase activity. Lineage: Eukaryota; Fungi; Ascomycota; Eurotiomycetes; Eurotiales; Aspergillaceae. Gene Ontology annotation, biological process: fungal-type cell wall organization; carbohydrate metabolic process. The transcript is spliced from 2 exons. The record is from RefSeq and is a predicted model, not a curated record.
AUGUCCCUCCUUUAUCUUGCGGCCCUUCUGGUGGCCCUUAUCAGCUCGGUCACAGCCCAAACCUUCACGAAUUGUAACCCGAUAAACUCGACUUGUCCGGCCGACCCAGCUCUGGGCACCAACCAUACCUGGGUCUUCAACUCCACCCAGGACGACACCAUCUGGAACAUCACCAACGGCGAGAUCACCUACGAUGGCGACGACGGCGCCCAGUUCGUUAUCGCCGAGAAGCUGCAGUCUCCCACCAUGCAGUCCAACUUUUACAUCUUCUUCGGCGUCGUCGAGACCCACCUCAAGAUGGCCAAGGGCAACGGAAUCGUCAGCAGUGUGGUCUUGCAGUCGGACGACCUGGACGAGAUCGAUUGGGAGUGGAUUGGCGGUAACGUCAGCGAGGUCCAGUCCAACUACUUCGGCAAGGGUGACGAUUAUUACAAGCCCGCCGGCUUUCACUAUGUCGCCAACGCGGACACGGAAUUCCACAACUACACCACCAACUGGACCCCCGAGAAGCUUGAAUGGAUCAUCGACGGCACCGUGGUGCGCACCCUGACGUACGACGAGGCAAAGAACGGCACCCGGUUUCCCCAGACCCCCAGCAACGUGCGACUGGGCAUCUGGCCCGCUGGUGACCCGAGUAACAGUAUCGGCACCAUUGAAUGGGCGGAUGGCGAAGUCGACUACGAUGCGGGUCCGUACACCAUGGCCAUCCAGAAAAUCCGCGUGCAGGAUUACCACUCCGGCAAGGAGUAUGAGUACAGCGACCAUUCGGGCUCAUUCGAGAGCAUCAAGGUUGUCGAGGGUAAUUCUACUGCCGUCGAGGAGCUGAACAAGGCCCCUGCCAAGUCCCUCGCGGAGAAAUGGGCUGAGGUCCCCACGGGAGGCAAGAUCGGUGUCUAUGUCGGCGCCGCCGUCGUUGGCGCAAUGCUGAUCGCCGGGUUCAUCUUCUUCUGCUUGAAACAACGGAGAAAGGGCCGACUCGAGCACGCCCUGGACGACUCUAAGUGGACCGCCGAGCGCACCGAAAUGAACAAUUUCCAAUCCGACUGGAAGCAAAGCGACUGGAGUCACCGCGGCUACAAACAGGUCUCCUCUUAG